AUGUCCGGCAAUCCAGGAAAUGCUUUAAGAGCACUAUCACCCACCCCGCCUGAGCGGGGCUCGUUCCCACUAGACCACGAUGGCGAAUGCACUAGACAAAUGCAAGAGUACAUCAAUUGUAUCAAGCUGGUGAAGGGAGAAAACGCGCCAAAUUGCAGGCUGUUAGCCAAGGAGUAUCUGAAAUGCAGAAUGGACAACCAGUUGAUGGAUAAGGACAGUUGGAAGAAUCUCGGCUUACCGGAGGAUGCCGGGAAAUAA
This is a messenger RNA of Zygotorulaspora mrakii, 258 nucleotides long. RefSeq names its product Cox19p (gene COX19). Gene Ontology annotation, biological process: mitochondrial respiratory chain complex IV assembly. Bases 1 to 258 code for a protein of 85 amino acids. Lineage: Eukaryota; Fungi; Ascomycota; Saccharomycetes; Saccharomycetales; Saccharomycetaceae. Gene Ontology annotation, cellular component: mitochondrial intermembrane space. The transcript has a single exon. The record is from RefSeq and is a predicted model, not a curated record.